Molecule: messenger RNA, 3438 nt
Organism: Clonostachys rhizophaga
Lineage: Eukaryota; Fungi; Ascomycota; Sordariomycetes; Hypocreales; Bionectriaceae
Source: the annotation of a GenBank genome assembly
AUGGCGACCGGCUUCGAAGCUCUCGGUGCUGCCAGUGCCAUUCUUCAGGUUAUCCAAGUGGCAGCUUCACUCAUCUCCAACUGCAAGAAAGUCUAUGAUGGGAAACCAACGAUCGAUAAUGAUUUGGAGCUAUACGCUGGGCGGAUGUCUGACGCCACAAGCUCCAUACAAACGCGGUGUAAGGCCAUGGCCGAAGCCCGGCCCUCCAAGUAUAACGAGAGGCUCGAUACUCUGGCCAGGGAGUGCCUUAGUGUUGCAAACGAGCUUAAGGCAGAAGUCCGCUCUGUGACAACGAUGCAGAAGAAGGGCAGCCUUUUCAGGGCCGUAAAUGCGGUCCUCAAAGCCUCAACCCAACGGAAGAAGAUUGAAGGCUUGGAAAGUACCCUCUCCCGUUGCAGAGCUGUAAUGGAAACGGAGAUGAUGUCGCAUCUUUGUUCACAAGCCGAUGCAAUCGAGCUACAGCAGAAAGAAGAGUUUAAGGAAUUAGCAGACGACGUACAACUGCUUGUUGCGCAGAUAUCUCGCGGUCAUACCAAAGUAGAAGAGCUUGUCAAGAAAGAGAAUGAUUGGACUCGCGAAGUUGUGGUCCAAGAAUCGGGAAAGACUCAAAAAGCCGUUACAGAACACAUUACGAAGGAGGUGGGGGCACUGAGUAUCGAUGCAGAACUCAAGGCUCAGCGCGAAACGUUGCUCAAAAGUCUCAAGUUCCCAGAGAUGAAUCAGAGAUACAAUGACCUGAUGAGCUCUAAGCGAGCCAAUUUCAGGCGUUUAUUCGCCUCUUAUACGGCAGUAACAAGCAGAAAGGAUGACUCAAAGGACAUCCAACUGAGUGACGAUUCCAGCUUUGAAGAUGAAGCCCGCAGAAAGGAUGAGAUUGAUGACGCUUGGGGAGAUUUCGUGAAGUGGCUGUGCUCAGACAACUCAUUGUUCUGCAUUCGUGGAAAGCCAGGCUCAGGGAAAAGUACGUUGGUCAAGUUCAUUGUGGAUAACGAAAACACGAAAGAAUUGCUUCGCCAAUGGAACCCGGAGGCUGCCAUUAUAUCGCACUUUUUCUGGAAGAUCGGAUCUAACCCCCAGAACAGUAUCAAAGGAUUUCUGUGCUCCUUGGUCUUCCGCAGCCUGGACGAAAGUCCCGAAACAGUGGAGCAGAUACUGGAUCAAUUGCCAGCUUUGUCUUCCAAAGUCUCAUAUCAUGACUGGUCGGACGACGAGCUGAAGUCCGUCUUCUAUUUUAUCCUCAAGAACGACUCCCGGCAGCUAUGCAUCUUCGUGGACGGGCUCGAUGAGAUCUCUAACACCGACGGUCUCUACGCGUUGAUAAAGUUGAUUGAGGAAAUUUCCAAGUUUCCGAAUGUCAAAAUGUGUGUUUCCAGCCGACCAGAAACGCUAGUUACCAAUUGGCUGACGAAGCAAAACGUACCCGGGAUCCUACUUGAGGACCUCACAAGACCCGAAAUGCGCGGGUUUGUGCAGGGGGAACUUAAGCCCUUUGUCCCUGACAAUAUAUCCGAGGAUACUCAUUCCCGACUUGUCCAUGACCUUGUCUUCAAGGCUCAAGGUGUCUUCCUAUGGCUUCACCUGGCAACAAGAAGUAUUGUAACGGGAAUACAAAACGGGGAUUCGCGUGAUUUGCUUCUUGCCCGCCUGAAGGAAUUACCCGGCGAGCUCAAGGACUUGUACGCCGAUAUGUGGCAGCGACUCAAUGAGAAUAGCCCUGUCUACCGAGAGACAGCAGCAAGGUUCUUCAACUAUGCCCUUGACCAAAAAGGAGUAGUUCCCAUGUUUCCGGAAGUUGGAUUUCCAUCUGGUUUUCCAGAAAUCUGGCAGGCCACGCUGUUCCAAAUAGCAUGUGCAGAAAGUUCUGAAACCCAAGACUUCCUUCUCAGAGAGGGAAAGACUCUGAACGCUUCCGAGGUCAUCGCCCUGUGCAAUAAAACUACGGCCGCUAUACAUACUCGAUGCGCUGGGCUUUUACGAGUGACUCCGGUAUCGAUGAAUGAGACAAUUCAGCACGUUGGUGAUGCAACUGGCGUCGACGUUCCUCAAGCCUCUAAAGAAAUCGAGAAGGCGUUGUUCGGUGGGGUUAAUUUCAUCCAUCGCACAGCUCAUGAUUUUUUGACAGACACCGAAAUUGGUCAAGGUAUACUCCUAUACGGCGCAUUAUCCCAGAGAGAGAUGGAAUUUAGGUUGGUCAAAGGCUUGCUCUGUCUCUUUCACUUCCUCAACUCCGAAUUUGGACUGAUGGGGCGUUCUGGUACGCUGAUCAACCGGGCUAUCCUCUUAGCUAAAGAUCAGGAUCAGAAGGGAAUGGACGAGGCUGCUGACUUACUGCGCCUUAUCAAGACUCAAUACGACAAGGGCGCGAUCGGGACCGACCGGCCAUCCUGGCAGCGGCAACCUCCAUUCCUUAGCCACCUGACAGACUUCAACCACAUGGACGAUUUCGUCAUAUCAAGCCUGAAAAAGGCAGACUCCAGGGAGCUGGCCACUGCCGUUCUACGUGAGGCAUGGGAUCCAGAUCAGUCUCUGUACUAUAGCAGGAACAGAAUGCCGACGGUGAAGCUUGUCCAGGCAUUGCUUUCAAUGGGCGCAGACCCGCAUGCCUAUGAUGUAAACCUCGAUCAGGGAAUGGGACGGAUGGAGCCUUUCGCAAGGGAGGGUUCGGCCUUCACAAACCUGCUCUUGUCUGGAAACAGGUCGAUUGACGAUGGAGACCACCUUGGAGGCGAGGCUGCACGCUACCUUCUGAUGGCAGCAGUAAGCAUGGCCUUUACAUGCCCAGACUUGAACGGCACUACCCUUGUGAUCGGACGGUUCAAGGAAAACGGGCAAACGUCCAUAUUGAAUGGAACGUGGUUGCCCCAGCUGGGCGGUUUUAUACGUCCAACGUCACCUGGCAUCAUCUACGAGGUAGAUUUCAAAUUUCUACUCCUACAUCUGCUUUCGGGGCUGGCUGUAGAUAUUGAUGAGGCCAGCCGAGGCACCUCACGGGUCGAUGAACUCCUACCAAGGCUCGAAAAUCCCUCUGCCGUCAUACGGUUCAUCGUGACCAUUGACAAAGAGUCAAAGGAGAAGAUAGCUCAUAAGAUUGCCCCGCAACUCUCUUCAACAGCGGAGGCGAAUGAUCUUAUCGAGCGCCAGUUUGCACCAGGAACAGGGGUUCAUUCAAAACGAAAACAGGCGCCAGAGGGAGCUCACGCGGCCUACGAAUAUCUGAUGAGUCUCACCAAGAAUGCAAGCACGGAAAGAGUGGGCUUCGAGGCUGCGAUCCGAGAACUUGCCGGGCGAGGGUUAGGUUUUUGCACGCUUCUGAAGGCCGGUAGUAUCCCCACACCGUCAUUUAUAGAACAUCUGGAGGAGCAUUUCGCGGAGUUUCCGUUGACGAUAGAAGAGCUCAAGGCUGCAGCAUCUUCGUGUGAGAGCCAGAGUAAGGAAUAG